Molecule: messenger RNA, 2145 nt
Organism: Aspergillus homomorphus CBS 101889
Lineage: Eukaryota; Fungi; Ascomycota; Eurotiomycetes; Eurotiales; Aspergillaceae
Exons: 14
Source: RefSeq, a predicted model, not a curated record
AAGGACACCUCGCAGGUGCUACACGUUUACUCCUAUGACGGCCAGACAAAGGUCAUCAAGGAGAAAACCUGCGUUCCUUUCUCCAACAUUAGCAAAGCCGACUUGAAGCUUUCGGAUAUCCGUGACCUCUUGGUUGGCGAGAAGGUUCUGGAGCCUAGACUGCUUUGGAGCACGUUCUGCAACCAGAGGGGUGCCAAAGUACAGGAUACGACCUCGUUCCAGACAUAUCUUCAGAUUCUGAAUGAGAAGUCGAGCGAACUCGGCGAUCGGUCUGAGGACAAUGCGGAUACCUACAGGGUCUAUCUCAAGUCCAAGAAGAUUAUUGAAAUGGACCACUUGGUUGGCCUUCUUGAUCGAGGUUCCAAGGUUGAUCUGGAUAAGAAAAUAGCGGCGCUGCCUGUCGCAGAUCAGCCAAAGGCCCCCGCUGUCCCGACCAGCUUUAGCCAUAACAUCUUCCUGAACCCGACUACCACGUUCAGCAUCGUCCACCCCGCGGACAUGUCCGAGAAGCACUGGAGUGUCGUGAUGCGCAACAACUCUCUGCUCCAUGCGUAUCGUGUCCUCGACCUCGGGGACAAGGGCGGUAAACUCGUGGAACGAUCCUUGUAUCCCAGUUUUGUCCUCAAACCUCGCAAUUUCUGGAACUACCAGAUCAGCGCCACUGCCGAGGUUGAUUCGAUUGCGGGACAGAAGCAAAUGCUGCGCAUUCCGCGCUUCCGUAUCGACGACGACUCCUAUAUCAGACAAUACGAGGAGAAGAGGUCGGUCGCGCGGGCGAUAGCCGAGUCAUGUCUGUCCGAGACCGACGCAAAGCUUGCCAUUGAAGGUGGUGCCUUCGGGUAUAGCGCCAGUGCCUCCGCCAGCUGGGGGGAGUCAAAGUCGUCGGCCUCGACCUCCAGCACCAACGAGAACAGUCGUAUAAUGACUAUUACUUAUAACUUCCCUCGCGUCGUCAUUGACUUCGAUCCGACGGGCUUGGAUCUCUCCGACGAGCUGAAGGAGGAUCUGGCGACGGUCGAUACAGCUGAGGCAGUAGACAUCUUCAAGAACAAAUACGGCCGCUUCAUCGCGACCCGGGUCCAGCUGGGCGGUAGGCUGCAUUCAUCCGAAGAGUCCUCCUCUACCGAUGCCGCAGCCACUGCUGCCCAGGCCAAGAGUAUGCGAGCUGCUGCGGCCCUCUCAUUCUCAUCACCUUGGGUUCAAGCAUCUGCCAGUGCCAGCCACAGCAGUUCGUCGAAUUCCAGCUCCGAGAACAAGAGCAGCGCCUCUACCAGCACUAUUAGCUGGGAAGCACACGGUGGAGAUACCUUACAGUGCAACGAUCCUCCUGCCUGGGCAUACACGGUUGGCUCAUUUUACAACUGGAGAGUUGUCAAACAAACUAAAGUUGUUGCACUCGAAGAUUUCAUCUCAAUGGUACCCGGAUAUCAGAAUACCAAGAAGAAAUUUGCGGAACUGCUGGCAACCAAGCAAGAGGCCAAGCCGGAGAAAGAGCCCGAACCGCCCACUCAGAAGACUAUCAAGUUUCGAAUUCGCUCCAUGACUGGACACCAGUUGACAGUCCCGGCCGAAGGAAAAGGGGAUACUUACAGCCAGACAAUUGAAAAUCUGAUUGGGAAGGAUACGAAGGCCAUGGUCACGGCAGAGCGAUUGAACUUCCUGAACAAGUUAUCGACUGAGAAUAGCCAGAGCACACCACUGCAGCUUCUUAAAGACACCAAAUUGCCAGGUCAAGAGUUCGCAAUUAUCACCGAGGAAGGCCAUCCUGACCAGCUCCUGUUGGACUGGCCAUACAAGAUCAGAACCGGAAGUGACGGCAAUGAACAAUGGCUGGGCGUCAAUCGCACGCUGUCUGGGUUCCUGAGCGAGGCGCUAAUCUGGGCGGGCAAGCCGGAGAACGCGACCUAUAUCGAGUUCAGAGAGUACAGAUUCGGACGUGACAGCGAGUACGUCAAUCAGGGGUCCCCUGUGUUAAUGUUUUUGUACAACAGUGACAAAGAGGUCAUCGGAAACGCUGUCCCUUACUGGCCAGACGCGGAAAUCGACCGAGGUGAGGAGCCCAAGACGCCACUUAAAGUGGGCACGAAUCUGGAUCGAGAGGCGUGGUCUUUCGAGAAGAUCCCCUUUGUGAUCGAUUACCUUUGA